GUUUGAGGCGGAGGGAAGAUUCAAAAUUGGACCAACAGAAACGGUGAAACCGAAACAGGCAGCACGAAACCAUGAACAGACAAGCGAAGGCUAAAACGCCCCGCAGGCCUCCUCCAAAAAAGCCUCCCAACAGCCAGAAAGACCCGGUUGGGGUGUACUGCCGUGUACGGCCUCUGGGUGCGGAGGACGAGGAGUGCUGCAUCGAGGUGAUCAGCAGCACCACCAUCCAGCUGCACGCCCCCGAGGGCUUCAAAACCAACCGCAAUGGAGAAUAUAAAGAGACACAGUACUCCUUUAAAAAGGUCUUUGGAGUUUCAGUAUCUCAGAUGGAGCUCUUUGAGUUUGUGGCCAAACCUCUUGUCGACGACCUCAUUCGUGGAAAAAAUGGCCUCCUCUUUACAUACGGGGUGACAGGCAGUGGGAAGACAUUUACCAUGACUGGCUCUCCAGGCCAGGGAGGGCUUCUACCUCGCUCCCUCAACAUGAUCUUCAACAGUAUUGGUCCCUACCAGGCCAAAAGAUAUAUUUUUAAGACGGACGAUAAAAAUGGUAUGGAGGUUCAGAAUGACGUUGACGCGUUGUUGGAGCGCCAACGGCGGGAAAACAACUUGAUUGUUCCUAAGACGCCUUCCUCCAGACAAAAGCUUGAUCCUGAAAUUGCCGACAUGAUUAAGCCAGACGAGGCUUGUAAAGCAGAUGGUGUGGAUGAGGACAGCAGUUACAGCAUCUUUGUCUCCUACAUUGAAAUCUACAACAACUACAUCUAUGAUCUCUUGGAAGAAACUCAGGAAGAUGCAAUCAAGCCAAAGUGGAAUGGUGGAGGCACACCUGUGCGCCAGAACACUGAGUUCAUACCGCCUCAGUCUAAAAUCCUCAGGGAGGAUCAGAAUCACAACAUGUAUGUGGCUGGUUGUAUGGAGGUUGAAGUCAAGUCUGCUGAGGAGGCUUUCCAGGUGUUCUGGAGAGGUCAAAAGAAGAGAAAGGUCGCCAACACCCGUCUAAACAGAGAGUCCAGUCGCUCACACAGUGUGUUCAUUAUUAAACUGGCUCAGGCUCCUCUUGACGCAGAUGGUGACAACAUUCUCCAGGAUAAGAACCAGGUGAGUGUUAGUCAGCUGUGCCUGGUGGACUUGGCUGGUAGUGAGCGCACUGGCAGGACAGGAGCAGAAGGCACUCGUAUACGGGAAGCAGGUAACAUUAACCAGUCUUUGCUGAAUCUGCGGACGUGCAUCGAGAUACUUCGAGAGAACCAAAUGUGUGGCACAAACAGGAUGGUCCCCUACAGAGACUCCAAAGUAACCCACCUGUUUAAAAACUACUUUGACGGAGAAGGAAAAGUCAGGAUGGUUGUUUGUGUGAAUCCCAAGGCUGAUGAUUACGAGGAAACCUUGCUGGUGAUGCGGUUUGCAGAGAUGACCCAGGAGGUGGAGGUAGCUCGGCCAGUGGACCGGCCCAUCUGUGGCUUCACUCCAGGCCGUCGUCAUAGAAACCAGGCAUUUAAAGACGAGCUGUCUCGCAGGCUGGAGGAGCGUGGUGGUCCGGUAGAAAAGGAUGUGCCCUCUGUUAUAAACUACCUGGUGCACAGCCUCCCACCUCUACCCUCCUCUGAGCUCACUGACCCACAUGAUGACAUCACCCUGCCAAGACUGAUUGAAGCUCUGGAAAACAGACACAGGAUGAGGCAGAGGAUGAUUGAAGACUACAACAAAGCAGCCAACAUGAUGAAGUCUAUGCUUCAGGAACUGGAUGCCAACCUCAUUUCCAACGACAACUUUAUUCAUGAACAAAAUGGAAAAAUGGCAGAAAGAGACAAAAUCAUCCAGAACAACAAGACAGAGAUCGAACGCUUGGAAAAGAAAAACAAGAUGCAAGAACAUAAGAUUGACAUCCUGCAGAAAACAACUAAAAUCUAUGAGGAUGACAAGCGUUCACUGAAGCACGAGCUGGAAACCAGAGAACAGAGGCUGCAGAGGGAACAGUCUGAGAAGAGACGCAUGGAGCAGCACAUGCACGGCAUGGUCUCAGACACCCAGCACAAAUGGGAGAAGGAAUGUGAGAGGCGCGUUAACGCGAUGCAGCUUGAGAUGCAAAACAAGCUCUGGGUGAAAGACGAAAAGCUGAAGCAGCUCAAGGCCAUCGUGACGGAGAGCAAGACUCCAGGACGUCCAGGACGUCCCGAUCCUCCACCGCGUCAGACGCAGACGCAGCCUCAGCGGCCUUCCAGGGAGGAACGCCUCCCAGCAAAGAGAUCUGCCUCCCCGUCACCGCUCCCUGUAUGUUGUUCAUAA
Molecule: messenger RNA, 2288 nt
Organism: Stegastes partitus (bicolor damselfish)
Lineage: Eukaryota; Metazoa; Chordata; Actinopteri; Pomacentridae
Product: kinesin-like protein KIF23
Exons: 18
Coding region: 72-2288 (738 amino acids)
Biological process (GO): mitotic spindle midzone assembly; microtubule-based movement
Cellular component (GO): kinesin complex; microtubule; nucleus
Molecular function (GO): ATP hydrolysis activity; microtubule motor activity; ATP binding
Source: RefSeq, a predicted model, not a curated record